Molecule: messenger RNA, 2655 nt
Organism: Acanthocheilonema viteae
Lineage: Eukaryota; Metazoa; Nematoda; Chromadorea; Rhabditida; Onchocercidae
Source: the annotation of a GenBank genome assembly
AUGGAUUUGACAGUGCUACGUCAAAAAUAUGAAAAUUUAUGCAGUUCAUUAGAGCUAUUAGAAAUUAGUGAACAUCAACAAGAUUUCAUCCAACGUAUUCUUGCUGCUAUUUUACAUAUUGGCAAUUUAUUCUUCGUACUUACCAAGAGAAAUGAUAAUGUAAAUGCAACGAAUGCAGAAUCCAGAGAUGCUACUGUUGUGACCGGUGUUGAAAUAGGUAAUGAACAAGAAUUGAAAUGGUGUGCAUAUUUACUGGAAGUUGAUUUGGAAUCACUGUAUCAGUUGCUAACACAGAAACAAGUGAAAAUAAAUGAUGAAGGUGAAAUUGCAUUCGUUCCAUUAAGCAUUGAACAAGCAUUAGAUGUCAGAGAUUCACUUGCUCAAUUAUUGUAUGAGCAAUUAUUUGAUUGGAUUCUACAACGUAUUAAUGUAGCAACAAUGAAUGGAUGUAAUUUUGUUAACAAUAAUAAUACGGCAACAAUUGUACUUACUGAUUGUUACGGUUUUGAGCGUUCUGCGAGUGUAAAUGGAUUUGAACAGUUUUGUAUUAAUUUGUACAAUGAACGAUUGGAAUGGUAUUAUCAGCAAAAAGUACUGCGAGAAUUACAAUGGGAAUAUCAAAAGGAUAAUAUUUCAGGAAUUGAUAUGCAAUCUAUUCAAUGGUUUAAUAAUGAGCCAGUUAUUGAACUACUCCUUCAACGUCCUAAUGGUUUAGUUCCAGCGUUGGAUGAUGAAUCAAAAUUUCCGAAAGCAUCUGCUGCUCGUUAUUUGCAACAAUGUAUUCUCAAUCAUCAGCAAUCAUCUCGACAAUUAUUUACCUCUAAAACAACAACAACAACAACAGCAGCAGCAGCAGCGGCAACAACAACAACAACAACAACAACAACAGUUGCUUCUGUGAGCACCAUAAAAACAUCAGCGGAUAAAUAUGAAUUUGCUAUUCGUCAUUAUGCUGGUCAAAUUUGGUAUGAUUGCGCACAAUUUGUGGAAAAGAAUCGCUUACCAAUUAGAUGGGAAACAAUAAAACUACUUGCUUCUAUUGCUCAAAUGUUUCGAUGUUUAACAACAAACAAUAUUAAAUCAACACAACAACAACAGUUAUCAGAUGGAAUGAUUUAUAUUACUCAACGAUAUAAUCGAGCAGCAAAAGCACUUAUCGAUAAAAUGAAUAAAGGUGGCGUGCAAUUUGUACGUUGCAUGCGUAGUAAUCAAGAACGUGAAACAUUGAAGUUUUGUCCGCAAACGGUAGUACGGCAGCUAAGAGCUUUUUCGUUGCUUGCAACCACCAAUAAUCAUCGUUUAGGAUUUCCAUAUCGAGAAUCAUUUGAUCAAUUUGCCGCAAGAUAUCGAUGUUUGCUUCCACUCGAUGUAGCUCGAUACCAAACGGUUUAUGAAUUAUCAAAUGAUAUCCUUGAGCAACAGGGUAACAAAUUUCAUCAACAUUAUCGAUUAGGUAAAACGCAAGUAUUUAUGCGUGAACCAUUACGUGAACAUUUGGAAAGCCGUCGCGAUGCAUUACUUGAAAGUUCUGCUAUUAUAAUACAAAAAAAUAUACGUAAAUGGUUGGAAGAACGGAAAUUUGCAAAGAAACGACAUGCUGUUAUAGUGCUACAAUCAGGUUUACGAGGAUGGCGUGCAAGACGUGAAGUUGUACGUCGUCGAAAAGAAAUUCGUAAAGCUAUCGAUAUGGAAACACGCAAAAUACGUCGCUUAAAUUUGUACACCGAAACAGAGGAAGGAUGUGAAAAUAAUGCAGCAUUAAUGGCGGAAUGUAAUCAAACAAUGGAUUCAUCAUCGUUAGCUGCUGUACAAAUGUCGAAUAUACGAACUGUAUAUUAUUAUAUUCCAUACAAUAAACGUAUUAGCAAAUCAUUAGAAUUUCCAACGGAAACAAUUGAGCAAUUUGCGGAAAAUAAUUUUAAAGGUCAUUUGUUGCAAAUGCGACGUGAACCAAUUGCUACUCCAUUUUUACACAAAGAAACUGAGAUUGAAUUUAAUCAAUCGUUGGAAAUGUUUGCAAUGAUACUGCGAUAUAUGAAUAAUACACAAAUGAAUUGUGAACAAUUAGCAAUUCUUGGAAAAGCAAUCAUUCAAAUAGCAUUAGAUAAUCCAUCACAAAGGGAUGAACUUUUGGUACAGCUCUGUAAUCAAACAUAUCGUAAUGGAGUGAAAAAUAAUGCUGAUAAAGCAUGGACAUUAAUUCUUGGAGCAAUUAACAGUUUCACACCAUCAUCACACCUAUUUCCUGCUCUUAUGAAUUAUUUUGAGCAACAAACACCAAAUUUAUCACGUCAACUAAUUAAUGGCCUAUUGAGGCAAUGUUUUGGUGGUAAAUCUCGUUAUUUUGCACCAACAUUCCUGGAACAGGCUAGUUUUAAACAACAGCAAGCUGCUGUAUUACGAAUUAAAUAUUCCGAUAAACAAGAAGCAUUAUUUGAAGUACAUUCUUGGAUGACUGCCGAUGAAUUAGCACGACGAUGCUUGCAAAAUCGAGGUGUUGGUGAUCCUGAUGGUUGGACAUUAAGUGCUGAAAAUGAGCAUUCUAUUAUAUAUGCACCUGGAAAUUGUUAUGUUUAUGAUAUAUUAGCACAAAUGGAACAACAAUCAAUUGGUCAUUUGUUGAUUGAUUCAUUUAAUUAUUUAUUGACUGAUUGA